AUGGCAGACAACCAACCAAAGGAGGGAGACAAAGUCUCUUGGCAAUGGUCUGGCGGCCGCCCUGGUGGCGAAGUCGCCGAGGUCAAGGAGGGCACUGUCGAGAUGACCACCAAGAACAACAACGUCGUCAAGAAGGACGGCGAGCCCGGCAACCCAGCUGUCAAGAUUCAGCGCUCUGGUCAUGAUGUGAUCAAGAAGGCCAGUGAGGUUGAUGUAGAAGAGAAGGGUGACGGGCACAAGGAAGACAAGAAGGACGGCGAGGACGACAAGAAGGACGGCGAGGAAGACAAGAAGGACGGCGAGGACGACAAGAAGGAGAAUGGCGACGCCGCGACUGGCGACAAGCGCAAGGCCGAGGAGACCUCCGAGGAAAAGAAAGAUGCAGAGGGUGGUGAUGCGAAGAAGCAGAAGAAGAGCGCCGAACCCAAGGAGAACGGCGAAGCACCAAAGAAGAAGGGUCGUCCGGCGAAGAAAGAUGCCAAUGGCGAAACCAAGCCGAAGAAGGAGACGAAGAAGAAGGAACCCAAGCGUGCCGCGACCGAGUCUGGCGAACCAAGACGAUCUGGCCGUAACAGAUCGUAGGCGUGACGUCGAAGAAUGUCGACCGCGCACUUCGAGCGUCGCACUUCAACAAAGAUAACAACAACAGGAUCUGUGGCGCGGUGCGCAUUCAAAUUUUAGCUGGACAUGGAGAGCAAGCAACAAAAGAGGGCGCUGGCAGCUUUGGGGCGGGGGGACGGACUUUGGGCAUGCGGAUGCGGAUGGCAGGAAACUUGCGCUGAAAUGCUCGAAAAAGAAAGCUGAUUCUUCGUGUACAGUAUAUGGCAAAUGCUGCUAGUCAGUGCGAAUGAAUUGAAAGAUCAUGUUUUUGUGAUGAUG
Pseudocercospora fijiensis CIRAD86 is the source of this 879-nucleotide messenger RNA. RefSeq lists its product as uncharacterized. NCBI's taxonomy places the organism in Eukaryota, Fungi, Ascomycota, Dothideomycetes, Mycosphaerellales, Mycosphaerellaceae. Bases 1 to 582 code for a protein of 193 amino acids. The record is from RefSeq and is a predicted model, not a curated record. The transcript is spliced from 2 exons.